Naegleria gruberi is the source of this 1260-nucleotide messenger RNA. RefSeq lists its product as uncharacterized. Gene Ontology annotation, molecular function: nicotinamide-nucleotide adenylyltransferase activity; ATP hydrolysis activity. The transcript has a single exon. The coding region runs from base 1 to 1260 and encodes 419 amino acids. The record is from RefSeq and is a predicted model, not a curated record. Lineage: Eukaryota; Heterolobosea; Eutetramitea; Acrasida; Naegleriidae. Gene Ontology annotation, cellular component: cytoplasm; nucleus.
AUGACUUGUACAAAUGAAGUGAUGACUAAUAGACCCAUUCUAGAAAAGAAUGUCGACUCGGUAAAGUAUGUUAGUGAGGAGACAGCUUUGGGGAUGAGUAGAAAGGCUUUUGAGAGAAGUGCCAAAAUUUCCUUCUUUUCCAAUAUUCAAGAGUUGUUGGAUGAUGAAAAUAAUUCAAAUAGUAUUGUUAGUAGCAAUAGUAACAUUUUGGGUCAAUAUGCACAAUCAUUAUCGAAGGCUAUUGGUAUUGGAUGUACAGGAGCUAUCAGAUCAAAGACUCCAAAGAAGGGAAAGCAUCAAGCCUUCAUUGCUGUAAAUAUUAUGAAUAGUGAGGGCAAAGUUGUGAAUAAGACCUAUCACUUGAUUUUGGAAAAGGAUAGGAGAGAAAGAGAGGAAGAAGAAUGUUUGAUUAGCUCUCUAAUUCUCAAACUUUUAAUAGAAAAUUCUCUUCCACACAACAUUAAAACAAUUGCAGAAAAUCAACAAUUAAUCUCUGAAUUUGAGAAUAGUUUUAAUAGUUUAUUAUUUGAUUCUGAGAAAAUCAGUGAAAGAGAGUGGACCGAGGAUUGUUGGGAUUUCAAUAUGGAAAAGCCAUUAGUUGGAUUGUACACAUUUGAUGGAGUGAAUACUUUCAAGUUGGGUCAUUCUGAAUCGAACUCAAUUCUCAAGGAUGAAAACAUGAAUUACAUAAUUUUCCCUGGAAGUUUCAACCCACUUCACAUUGGACAUGUCAAGUUGAUGGAAAGAGCUAGAGAAAUUGCUCUCUCCCAUAUGAACAGCUAUCAACAAGCAGUAGGUCUACAAUCACUCUUUGAAAUUUCCGUUCAAAACGUUGACAAGAAGGGAAUUGAUGAAAUGACAGUAACACAACGAUUGGAGGAUAUGAAAGCAGUAACCUCUAAUUUCUCCUGCAUUGUUACAAAGGCUCCACUUUUCAAUCAGAAAGUAACACUCUUUAAUAGGGAGACCAAGCUUUUCAUUGUGAUCGGAGCUGAUACAGCCAUUAGAAUUGUCGACAAGAAGUAUUACAACAAUAGUGAGAGUGAAAUGAUCAAUGCAUUACUGAGCUUCAAGAAGGAGAAUUGCCAAUUCCUCGUGGGAGGAAGAUUGGAUCAGAAGGAGAAACAACACUUUUUAACCAUGGAAAAAAUUCAAGUUCCAAGUGGCUUCCAAGACUUGUUUGUUGAGAUUCCCGAUUUUAGAGUUGAUAUUUCAUCAUCAGAGCUGAGAGCAAACACACCACCUUCCAAUACACAUUGA